AUGCCGCCUCCUCCUCAUUGUGGGGCCGGGGCCGGCGGCGGCCCUUGGGAGAGGCCCGAGGCCGGGGUGCGCGGCGCACGCUGAGACUCGUGCGAGGGGCCGACCCGGCCCGGGGAGCCCCCCGGAAACUUUCUGGCGGGAGGAGAGGCCGCCCGCCCCGGCGCUGCUCCGGGCGAUGCGCGUCUGUGCGCGGCGGCCCCGACUGCGGCGCGGACCCCGAACCCCGGAGGACUGACGUGAAGGACAGUAGUCCGCUCUGGCGGCCACGCCAUGAAUGGGAUGGCCAACGUGAAUUCUGCCAGCCGCCCUCACUAUGCCUCCUCCAUCCCUGUGCCCAGAGCCUCUUCCCAGACCAGGAUUCCCACGCCGGGUGCAUCUCCCCAGCUGCGACCGCGCCAGGCCGGCCUGGCCCUCAGCCCACAGCGAGCGGCUUCUCCAAGGCUGGUCAAGGCUGCGGGCUCUUCCAGAAACUCUUCGCCCAAGGCCUCCCGCGGGAGAGGCUCUCCAAGAGCUACUGGGGCAGCAAGGGAGUUGGCUGAGGGUGGUGAAGGCCUCCCCAGCUCCCCCUGGAGCAGUCCCAGAGUAACCCCCAAAGCAGCCCCCUCCAGCCGGGCAGGGACCAGAAGAGUCGGGGAGACACAAGGCACCCAGGGAAAGAAGAAGAAGGCCCAGGAAGGGAUUCUAGCCCACCAGACCCAUGGCAGGAGCCCAUCCCAGACAAGUGCUCAUGUAGAAACUCAAAUACCAGGGGCUCCUGAAGGUCGAAAGCCUCCUAGCUGCCCAGGAAAAGAUCAAAGAGAUAUAAACUACACACAUUCUCCAGAGUCUGCUGAUGGAGCAGCUUCAGGGGCCUCCUCGCCAGCUUACAGCCCAGCACAGAGCAAGCGCACCUCUCCCAGCCCAGGGGCCAUUAACUUCUCCUCGGUCCAUCAGCAGAGCCAGCCCAUCACAGCCACCGUGGCCCCCUUCCAGUACAGGUUGCAGACAGACCAGGAGCCUGGCCCCAUCCCUCAGGGCAGCUGGGCCCUUGAUGGCUACUCCAGCCCCACGAGCAGGACAGAGGGCAGCUUCUCUGGUGUGGACGCGCGGAUCGUCCAUGCGCUCCUCGCGGGCAGAAUGCUGGGCAGCAGCGUCAAGAGCGCGCAGCCUGAGGUGGAGCUGAGCAGCGGUGGCGGCGACGAGGGCGCGGACGAGCCGCGGGGAGCCGGCAAGAAGGCGGCUGCAGCCGACGGCCGAGGCAUGCUGCCCAAGCGCGCCAAGGCGCCCGGCGGCGGCGGCAUCAGCAUGGCCAAGGCCAGCGCGGCAGAGCUGAAGGUCUUCAAGUCCGGCAGCGUGGACAGCCGUGUCCCCGGCGGGCCACCCACCUCCAACCUGCGCAAACAGAAGUCGCUCACGAACCUCUCGUUCCUCACGGAUUCCGAGAAAAAGCUGCAGCUCUAUGAACCCGAGUGGAGCGACGAUAUGGCCAAGGCACCCAAGGGUUUGGGCAAGAUGGGGUCCAAGGGCCGCGAGGCGCCGCUGAUGUCCAAGACGCUGUCCAAGUCUGAGCACUCGCUCUUCCAGGCCAAGGGCAGCCCGGCGGGCGGCGCCAAGACUCCCCUGGCCCCUCUGGCUCCCAGCCUGGGAAAACCGAGCCGGAUCCCGCGCGGACCCUACGCGGAGGUCAAGCCCCUCAGCAAGGCGCCCGAGGCGGCGGUGAGCGACGACGGCAAAUCGGACGACGAGCUGCUCUCCAGCAAGGCCAAAGCGCAGAAAGGCUCCGGGCCAGUGCCCCCAGCCAAGGGCCAGGAGGAACGCGCCUUCCUCAAGGUGGACCCCGAGCUCGUGGUGACCGUGUUGGGCGACCUGGAGCAGCUACUCUUCAGCCAGAUGCUGGACCCAGAGUCCCAGAGGAAGAGGACAGUGCAGAAUGUCCUGGAUCUUCGACAGAACCUGGAAGAGACCAUGUCCAGCUUGCGAGGCUCCCAGGUGACUCACAGCUCCCUGGAGAUGACCUGCUAUGACAGCGACGAUGCCAACCCUCGCAGCGUGUCCAGCCUCUCCAACCGCUCGUCCCCCCUCUCCUGGCGCUAUGGCCAGUCCAGCCCGCGGCUGCAGGCUGGCGACGCACCCUCAGUGGGUGGGAGCUGCCGCUCCGAGGGGCCACCCGCCUGGUACAUGCACGGGGAGCGCACCCACUACUCCCACACCAUGCCCAUGCGCAGCCCCAGCAAGCUCAGCCACAUCUCCCGCCUGGAGCUGGUCGAGUCCCUGGACUCGGAUGAGGUGGACCUCAAGUCUGGCUACAUGAGUGACAGUGACCUCAUGGGCAAAACUAUGACAGAAGAUGAUGACAUCACCACUGGCUGGGAUGAAAGCAGCUCUAUCAGCAGCGGGCUCAGUGAUGCCUCUGACAACCUCAGCUCGGAAGAGUUCAAUGCCAGCUCCUCACUCAACUCCCUCCCGACUACGCCCACUGCUUCUCGCAGGAACUCUACAAUAGUGCUACGCACAGACUCGGAGAAGCGCUCCCUGGCAGAAAGUGGGCUGAGCUGGUUUAGUGAAUCAGAGGAGAAGGCCCCUAAAAAACUGGAGUACGACAGUGGUAGCCUGAAGAUGGAGCCUGGGACUUCUAAGUGGCGGAGGGAGCGGCCCGAGAGCUGUGAUGACUCAUCCAAGGUUGGGGAACUGAAAAAGCCCAUCAGCCUGGGACAUCCUGGUUCUCUGAAGAAGGGCAAGACCCCUCCGGUGGCUGUCACAUCCCCCAUCACUCACACAGCCCAGAGUGCCCUCAAAGUUGCUGGUAAACCUGAAGGCAAAGCCACAGACAAGGGCAAGCUUACAGUGAAGAAUGCUGGGCUACAGCGUUCCUCUUCCGAUGCUGGCCGGGAUCGUCUGAGCGAUGCUAAGAAGCCCCCCUCGGGCAUUGCUCGCCCCUCCACUUCAGGAUCCUUUGGCUAUAAGAAGCCUCCUCCUGCCACAGGCACAGCCACUGUCAUGCAGACUGGUGGCUCAGCCACUCUCAGCAAGAUCCAGAAGUCCUCGGGCAUCCCCGUAAAGCCUGUCAAUGGACGCAAGACAAGCUUAGAUGUGUCCAACAGCGCAGAGCCCGGAUUCUUGGCUCCUGGAGCCCGGUCCAACAUCCAGUACCGCAGCCUGCCCCGGCCAGCCAAGUCCAGUUCUAUGAGCGUGACUGGUGGGCGGGGCGGACCUCGCCCUGUGAGCAGCAGCAUUGAUCCCAGUCUGCUCAGCACCAAGCAAGCGGGCCUUACCCCCUCUAGACUGAAGGAGCCCUCCAAGGUUGCCAGUGGGCGGAGCGCGCCAGCUCCCGUCAAUCAGACAGAUCGGGAAAAGGAAAAGGCCAAAGCCAAGGCAGUGGCCUUGGACUCAGACAACAUCUCCUUGAAGAGCAUUGGCUCCCCAGAGAGUACUCCCAAGAACCAAGCAAGCCACCCCCCAGCCACUAAGCUUGCAGAGCUGCCACCAACCCCUCUCAGGGCCACAGCUAAGAGCUUUGUCAAGCCACCCUCACUAGCCAAUCUAGACAAGGUCAACUCCAACAGUCUGGAUCUACCGUCGUCCAGCGACACCCACACUUCAAAAGUCCCAGACCUGCAUGCUACAAGCUCAGCAACUGGGGGCCCUCUCCCUACUUGCUUCACCCCCAGUCCGGCACCUAUCCUCAAUAUUAACUCAGCCAGCUUCUCCCAGGGCCUGGAGCUAAUGAGCGGUUUCAGUGUUCCCAAGGAAACCCGCAUGUACCCCAAACUCUCAGGCCUGCACAGGAGCAUGGAGUCCCUCCAGAUGCCAAUGAGCCUGCCCAGUACCUUCCCCAGCAGUUCUCCCAUCCCCACCCCACCUGCUGCUCCUGCUGCGCCCCCAGAGGAAGAAACAGAAGAGCUGACCUGGAGCGGAAGCCCCAGGGCCGGACAGCCGGACAGUAAUCAGCGGGAUCGGAACACCCUUCCCAAGAAAGGGCUCAGGUACCAGCUUCAGUCCCAGGAGGAGACCAAGGAGAGACGACACUCCCACACCAUCGGCGGGCUGCCCGAAUCCGAUGACCAGGCAGAGCUACCUUCCCCACCUGCCCUCUCCGUGUCCCUGAGUGCCAAGGGCCAGCUUACCAACAUAGUGAGUCCCACUGCGGCCACCACGCCAAGAAUCACUCGCUCCAACAGCAUCCCCACCCACGAGGCGGCCUUCGAGCUGUACAGCGGCUCCCAAAUGGGGAGCACCCUGUCCCUGGCCGAGAGACCCAAGGGAAUGAUUCGGUCAGGAUCCUUCCGAGACCCCACGGACGAUGUUCAUGGCUCUGUGCUGUCCCUGGCCUCCAGUGCCUCCUCCACGUACUCCUCAGCUGAGGAGAGGAUGCAAUCUGAGCAAAUCCGGAAGCUUCGUAGGGAACUGGAAUCAUCCCAGGAGAAAGUAGCCACCCUGACAUCUCAACUUUCUGCCAACGCUAACCUAGUGGCUGCUUUUGAGCAGAGCCUGGUGAACAUGACAUCUCGCUUACGGCACCUGGCAGAGACUGCGGAGGAGAAGGACACUGAGCUGCUGGAUUUGCGGGAAACCAUAGAUUUUCUGAAGAAAAAGAACUCUGAGGCUCAAGCAGUCAUUCAGGGAGCCCUGAAUGCCUCAGACACCACACCCAAAGAGCUCCGGAUCAAGAGACAGAACUCCUCAGAUAGCAUCUCAAGCCUCAACAGCAUCACCAGCCAUUCCAGCAUCGGCAGCAGCAAGGAUGCUGAAGCCAAAAAGAAGAAGAAAAAGAGUUGGGUGUAUGAGCUUCGAAGUUCCUUCAACAAAGCCUUCAGUAUAAAAAAGGGACCCAAGUCAGCUUCCUCAUACUCUGAUAUCGAGGAGAUUGCCACACCUGACUCCUCAGCCCCCUCCUCCCCUAAACUGCAGCAUGGCUCCACAGAGACUGCCUCACCCUCCAUCAAGUCCUCCAACUCGUCAUCUGUGGGCACUGAUGUCCCUGAGGCACCUGCUCACUCAGCUCCCCCCACAAGGCUCUUCCACGCCAAUGAGGAGGAGGAGCCGGAGAAGAAGGAGGUAUCAGAGUUGCGCUCUGAGCUGUGGGAAAAAGAGAUGAAGCUUACAGACAUCCGCUUGGAGGCUCUCAACUCUGCCCACCAACUGGACCAGCUUAGGGAGACCAUGCACAACAUGCAGCUGGAGGUGGACCUGCUGAAAGCAGAGAAUGACCGGCUAAAGGUCGCCCCUGGCCCCUCCUCAGGCUCCACUCCAGGGCAGGUCCCUGGAUCCUCUGCUCUGUCAUCCCCUCGCCGGUCCCUCGGCCUUGCACUUACCCAUUCCUUCAGCCCAAGCCUCACAGACACAGACCUAUCACCCAUGGAUGGCAUCAGCACCUGCGGUCCAAAGGAGGAAGUAUCCCUUCGGGUGGUGGUACGGAUGCCCCCUCAGCAUAUUAUCAAAGGGGACUUGAAGCAGCAGGAAUUCUUCCUGGGAUGUAGCAAGGUCAGUGGAAAAGUUGACUGGAAGAUGCUGGAUGAAGCUGUUUUCCAAGUGUUCAAGGACUACAUAUCCAAAAUGGAUCCAGCCUCCACCCUGGGUCUAAGCACUGAGUCCAUCCAUGGCUACAGCCUCAGCCAUGUGAAACGAGUGUUGGAUGCUGAACCCCCAGAGAUGCCUCCAUGCCGUCGAGGGGUCAAUAACAUAUCAGUCUCCCUCAAAGGUCUGAAGGAGAAAUGUGUGGACAGCCUGGUGUUCGAGACGCUGAUCCCCAAGCCAAUGAUGCAGCACUACAUCAGUCUCCUGCUCAAGCACCGUCGUCUUGUGCUCUCGGGCCCCAGUGGUACAGGCAAGACCUACCUGACCAAUCGACUGGCUGAAUACUUGGUGGAGCGCUCAGGCCGUGAGGUCACUGAAGGCAUCGUCAGCACCUUCAACAUGCACCAGCAAUCUUGCAAGGAUCUACAACUGUACCUCUCGAACCUGGCCAACCAGAUAGACCGGGAAACAGGGAUUGGGGAUGUGCCCUUGGUGAUUUUACUGGAUGAUCUGAGUGAAGCAGGCUCCAUCAGUGAGCUGGUCAAUGGGGCCCUCACUUGCAAGUAUCACAAAUGUCCCUACAUUAUAGGUACCACCAAUCAGCCUGUAAAAAUGACACCCAACCAUGGCUUGCACUUGAGUUUCAGGAUGCUGACCUUCUCCAACAACGUGGAGCCAGCCAACGGCUUCCUGGUGCGUUACCUGCGAAGGAAGUUGGUAGAGUCAGACAGUGACGUCAAUGCCAACAAGGAAGAGCUGCUUCGGGUGCUGGACUGGGUGCCCAAGCUGUGGUAUCACCUGCACACCUUUCUUGAGAAGCACAGCACCUCAGACUUCCUCAUCGGCCCUUGCUUCUUUCUGUCCUGUCCAAUUGGCAUUGAAGACUUCCGGACCUGGUUCAUCGACCUGUGGAACAACUCCAUCAUUCCCUACCUACAGGAAGGAGCCAAGGAUGGGAUCAAGGUCCACGGACAGAAAGCUGCUUGGGAGGACCCAGUGGAGUGGGUCCGGGACACUCUUCCCUGGCCAUCAGCCCAACAAGACCAGUCGAAGCUGUACCACCUGCCCCCACCCACUGUGGGUCCUCAUAGCAUUGCCUCACCUCCGGAGGAUAGGACAGUCAAAGACAGCACCCCGAGCUCUCUGGACUCAGACCCUCUGAUGGCCAUGCUGCUGAAACUUCAGGAGGCUGCCAACUACAUUGAGUCUCCAGAUCGAGAGACCAUCUUGGACCCCAACCUCCAGGCAACGCUCUGAGGGUCCCAGAGUCACUGUCACCCCAGACAGCAGAAGGCUGGCAUCGGCUUUGUUAGCUCCUCCUCUCCCCUCUUCUCUCAAAGCACUGGCUCUCCAGCCCUGGGAGGAGAACAGGAGGGAGGAGGAAGGCAAGAAGAGGGGCAGGUUCUUGGUGCUGCACUUUUGAGAACUUCCUAGUAGGGAUUUGGUGGGGUGGCGUUGGGGAACUGUGUCACCUAAGCAGAUUUACUGACCUCCUCUCAUGACUUGGGGGAAAAGAUAAUUCUGGGUCUUUUCCUUGUUUUCUUGUUUCAAUUACAAACUCCUGGGCUUUCUGAGGAAGGGUUCGGAAGACAUCAAGAGACUGCAGCAGUUCCUAGCUGAUUCUCAUGAGCAACUCUGAGACAGUCACAGGAAGGGGAGUCUGAGGAGGCAGGAAGCUUCGCUUGCUGACUUUCUCACAGACCCUUCCCAAUUCUAUCACCACUGCCAACGACUCUUCCCCCAGAGAUCUGGCUGGAGCCCAGAAAAGAAGCAUGUGGUUUUAAAAAUGCAUAAAUCAACCUGUAAAUGGUAACAGGCAAUGGAAAAGAUGAAGCUGGAGAAAGGGGACCCAGUUGCCAAGGUAGAAAGAGAGCUGCUAGCUCUUGCCUUCUGGAUGACAUCGGGGAUGUUGACAAGGCAGCUUCCAAAUCUAAGAAGUCACCAGAUCACAAAAGUAAUAUUACAGCCUUCAGAGAAAGACCACUAGCUCUGUCUUUCUACCUUCUAAUUUAACAUUCGUGAGAGUCAAUAAACCCUACUUUUUUAUUUUUUAUUUUUUAAUUUGUUUCUAUUUUUUCUAUCAUUUGCCUAUUUAUUUUUCUCUCCCUCUCCCCCAUAUCCUCACAUGUCCAUGAGGUACUUGAGUUGCUUUUCCAGGGGCUACUUGGGCUUUUCCAAGUGGGCUUUCCAUGGAGAAUCUGAUACCAUCUAAUUGGUACCAGCUAAACACCUCCAUGCCACUGUCUUUGGCAUCCUUGGGGCUUAUGUGAGACACGAAGUACCAGCUCACCAGUAAUAGGAGAAGAGGCACUCAGUUCCCUUGACUUUCCUUUUGGGAAAACACAUGAUCUGCCUGGGAGCUCAACUGCCAGCCUCUGGCAUAGUAGAAGAUCUGCUCUGAGCGUCAUCGUGGACUGGAGGAAACGCCGGAGAGUGGAAAUGUUCCUCUGUCUGGUGGCCCAUUUGCCAACUCCAUGUACUGUUUGGAUGGUAGGCAUUUUGCCUGACUGAAUCAAAAUUCCCUAUCAGCCCUUAACUGCGUAUUUGUUUUUGGUAGGUGAAUAUUCAUUUAUAAGAAACUGAAUAUCCAUAUGAGAUACUCCAAAUCUGAGUGUAUGGUUCAAGGAGUUUGAUUUGGUGGUGAAUAGCUGCCUUCCACAGAGAUCCUACUUCUUGCAAAAGUUGUCCUUUUCCUGUGACCCUGAAGGUCUGGCAGUCAUGUUCCCUCUUUUGACAAGUACUUACUGAACACUUAACUUGUGUACCAGUCACUAGAUGAAAACAAAGAGACAAGACUUGGACCCUGAGGUUCAUGGUCUGGUAGGAAAUGUUGCCAUCCAUUAGGUGUACGCGCCCUGUUACCUGGACCUUCAGGAUCAGCUAAGAAAUGUAGCUGAAACUCAAAGAGUCAGCUAAAAAGUAGCCUUUGAGUAGAUGUCCAGUACACUGGGGCAGAAGAUCUGGGAUCAAUUAAGAUCUGAAGGACUAUGGAAUCUUGCUUGUGUGGAGUGGGCGAGUCUAUUCCUGCCGUUUCUGAAAGCCCUAUGGGACCAGAUUCCAGGCCCAGCUGCCCAAUAGGCUGAAUUUCAGGGCACUUGUGGAUCAGGGAUAUGAGAUGAGCCUGGGAUUGAGUGUUUGCUCUUCAGAUUCCUAAGUAGUACAAGGCUUUAUCAGAAUCUAUAAGCAUACUAACUUGGAUUGCUCUGUUCCACCAACCUAGGAGUAGAUGCAUCCAAAUCUUUAUAUCAGAAUAUUUUCAUUUAGGUCAACAAGAUGGUCUGCACCCCAGAAAAGCUUGGUAAUUUCACCUGAUAGCACCCAGGGAUGACAGGGUCCUCUGUGCUGGAGACUAUAAUCGCUCUUGCUGCUAAUUCCAUGAGCUGUGAAGAUCCCCAGCCAACUCAGCUGUAAAAUAUGCAAUCUGUGGCGGGAAGAGGUUGUUUGUCUAUGGAUGGUGCUGAAAUCACUGCCUUAAGGUCUCUGCUAUGCAGAAUGAGGAGGCCACAGAGCUGGGUGUUCCAACUUAGAAGGCAAGGAAGACCAAACAGGCCUACUUUGGGCAUAGGCCUCUUCUAAACCCCAGCCUAAGCUCCAGACCCAUGGCAAGGCUCAGACUUUUAAUGCCACCUUAACCUGAUGGUUGAGCCCCUAACUCUGUUUUCUGGUGCUGCCCAGCCAGUGCCUUCUGACAUGGAUGUAACUGGCUACCUGAGAAAAACGAGCGGGGAGAACCCCUUCUUCUGUUCCAACUGCCUCAGAUCACAGAAGGAUGCUUGUGUCUCUGGUAACUGCGGAUACCACCGUGAAUCUUUUCGGUUCCUCAGCAGGCUGUUUCUGGAGGCCUCAUGCUAUGAGCUUUUGUUUCUGUUCCUGGGACUCACCACCAUCCGCUCUCAGUUCACUGCUGCACUUAGCCCAGGUCUCUUAAUUGCUUUCUUCCAGAAGGUGUGUUCCCAUCCGGUAAAGUGUUAGUGAAGCUCCGCUUUCCCUCUGGAGCCCGAGACCCUGUUUACAGUUGCACGUCCUGGCCUCUCAUGGUGGGGACCGAGGACACCUCGGUCUCACAAAAGAGUUGCGGUUAUGUGGCAACUGCAGAAGGUUGAGCCUCCUCAUGGUGCUAUAGCCCCUUGGGGCGCUCAUUCAGACUUCUCCGAAGCAUAAAAGCCAAGCUUCCCCCUCGCUGCCCUAGAAUUAACAGCAAGGAACAAAUCCAUAGCAUUCUCUCCUGCCUUCACACCUACUUGGUUGAGACUUUCGGGAUCCCGAAGAAGAGAAAAACUGGGUCCUCUAGCUAAAUUCUCAACCCCCAAGCACCUUCAGAGGAAUCCAGCCUAUCUAAUUCUGGAAUCUGUGCUAUUCCAUUCCGCUCCACCCACCCCACAACUUCAUCCGUCACCACAGUUGGCUAGUAUAGAACACGGUUUAACACCCAACAUGACCCUGAAGAGAGCCACAGCUGCAGGAGAGGUUCCUCGGCAGAGACCCUCUCACUUAGGAAGAAGACCAACAAGAUGUGUCUGGUGUAUUGGUUGCUCAGUCCCUGCCUAGACACUAAACAUAAAAUACUAGGUAAUUGGAGGCUAAUGUGGGACCUGAUGUCUGUAUGAGUAUGUUUGUGAAUGUAUGUGUGUGUGUGUGUGACACAAGAGCACUUUUCUGUUGCCGUUUCCUAUCUUCUGAGGCUUCAUAGAGUAUUUUUUAAAAAUCCAUGCUUUGUGACAACUCUACGGUGCUUAUUUUUGUCUUCAUGUAAAUCCUAAUACUAGUGUCCUUCAUCUAGUCUAACCAUUGGGAAGGUGGAGGCUGGCAGGGAAAAACUAGCUAAAUGUCCAGGAGACGCCCUAAAGUGAUGUCCUUAUUGGUUGGAAUACUAUAUUUUGAUCUUGAAUGACCAACUUUCUACCCAUACUCCUUAAGGACCUAAGAUAAAGUGAAUUUUUGUUUUUCAUUUCUUUCAUUCUCAAUUUCCUGCUUUGCAAGAGUCGAAGUGGACCAGUCUCACGAGCUUACUUCUAGCUUCCUGGGGCAAGAGUCACAAUAUUCAGAGGCACAUCCCCUCGCACUGGUCUGAGAAGUAACUCUAUUUCCUGUAGUAUUCCAAAAGAGUGAGAAGAGAGCAGCUGUAGCCUGCCACUUCUCACCAACACCUCCUGUUACCUAGGAUGACACCUGUGUACAGCAACCCAGCACGUUAGUGAAAUUUGCUUGAUUGAAAAGACUCAGUCCUGCAAACCAGGAUCAGACACUUAUAUGAGGCCUUAAGGAUUCUUUAUUACAAGAUGUAUGAGAGGAGAAGUCCUAAUCACACAUUCAACACAGGGUUCAAAUACUGAAGCAUCCCAGGUCAUCAAAUGCAGCUCAUCAUUUACCUUUUCUUUCCUUAAUCCUUGGCAGUAGCUAACCUGAAGCUAACCUGAACUUGGAUAGCAUGAAAAAAUGUGGUUUUGCAGAGGGUUUACUAAUGGAAAUGGGUGUACUAGUGGAAUGCUAGUACAGUCUUACGAUGACCAUAAGAACUGCUUACAAGUUCUGAUCCAUACCCCACUGAAAAGGCCAUAAGUAAUCAAAGGGUCUUAGGGGCACUAUGCUCCCAAAAGGCCAAAGUCUGAAGCUAUUGCCCUUUAUAAUUGAAUCUGCUUUAUAUAUUCAAGGGUCCUCAAUCAACCUGCUCAGGGAUAUAUGGAGCUGCCAACUUACUCUGCCCACUGCAAAGGGUGUGCGUGUCUGCAUCACUUGCACACUGAAGCAAGCACUGUGACUGUAGACCCUAGGGAAACCUGACUAAGGUGGAAAGUGCUGGAGCCUUGAAGUAAGGAAACCAAUUGGAAAUCAUAGCUGAAACUGGCCAAGUUAAAAAUUAAGCUUAUUUAUACUGGCUCUAUGCAUCUUGAUGUUUUAGCCACUUCUCUUAGCCAUGGAGAAUUUUCUGUGACAAGGGUGACCAUGAAGAGUGCCCCAUGGUUUCUUGAUUCAACUAUUCACCCCCCAAAACAGUGGUACUCAAAGGAUCAGCAAACUGAUACUGUACUCAGCAGCAUCUGCAAACUUGUUAGAAAUUAAAUUCUGAGGCCUCACCCAUGUCUACUUUAUCAGAAACUCCAUGGCUAGAGCCCAACAAUCCAUGCUUUAACAGCACCACCCUGCACAUACAGUGGAACUGUUGCUAAAGUUUGAGAUUCAGCUGUUUUAAAGGUAAAGCUGCUCUUGAGGGGCAAAGCCCUUACUCAGGGGGCUUUGGGAACAAAAAUAAGGUCCCAGGUUAUAAACCGAGUGCUAACAUUAAUUUCAAAGUCCUUUUCUCAUACUUCCCUAUGUUUCUGUUUGCUUCUUUCAAAUUAUCAAAAGAAACAAUAUGUGCACUUCAGGGCAGAAGUUAGGUGAGUGUAUGUAUCUUUUCCACUUGAAUGCAACCUUCAGAGAAAAAUCUCUUAUGCCUGAAAUUUCCUUCAGGCAAACUAAGGAGCUUCACCAGAGGAAGGCAGUCUCUCUGGGUUGCUCUUCCGCUGGAUUAUUUGUGUCUACUUUGAGUCUUUUUCUGAUUAUGUAACGGAGAGGAAAGUAAAAAGAAAAAAAUCUAAGUUGUAUUUCCAUGAUAAGAUGUUCCGCCAGCAACAUAACCUCGCCCUUACUUGAAGUAUAAAGUGCACUGCUAGGUCUGAGAACCCAGCCAGAACCUCUCCAGGGCAGUAACAACUUUAGGGCUCCAGUACCCCAGGAAGCCCCAUGUCCAUGCUCUGCUCAGGGCACGGCAGAGAGUUCCCUACUAUGAGGACACAGUAGUAAGCACCUAUGUCCAUGGGCUCACCUUUUCUUUUCCUCACACUAGGACCUGGAUACAGAAGUACUCGGCAAAAGUGACAGAAUAAAAUCCUUUUUAAAAAGGAAUCUGAAAGGAGCUUCCUAUCUUCCCAAACUCACAGACCAGCUGAUGGGGCCAUGGGGAGGACGAGGCUAUUUAAAACUGGCUUAGUUCCAAGUUGUUUGAUUCAACUGCGAAUCAGGGAGCUUUGGGGCAGAGCACAAAGAAACAUACUGGUACUAAUUCUCCUGAACUGUGACACUUGGAGGACUAAAGCCUCAGGAAGACAAGAGUAAACAACUGCAGUAAAAUCACCCCCUUGGUCCCCGGAAGACCAUAAUGGGUCCUUUGGCCAUCUCCUGUGGGGUCAUCCUGCUUCCCUGCCAUUUUUCUGAGAAGGAAGAUAAUAAAAUAAAGAACAAGCUCACAAAUCGCAGCCAGUCUGGGCUACUGCUGUGCAGUGCCCACCCCCACUUCAUUUCCUAGUGUUCUUUUGUGUGUUUUUUUUAAACAAAGCAAUCAUUUUUAAUGACCGCUAGCCCCUGCUAGCUUCCUUUCCUUCCUCCUCCCCAUCCUGCUUUAGGCAGCAUUGUUUAUGUGACGGAGUCUAUUUCUCAAAUGCAUGGCAUUCCUCAGGUGGAGGGUGGGCAGGAAUUUCCACAUCACUUUAAUUUAUUGGUUGCAAAACCCCAAAUCAGGAUAUGUGUGUGUGUUCUAUGGUUUGUUUGUUUGUUUGUUUGUUUUUCUCAUUUGACCCUCACCUCUUCUAACCUACCCCCUUUUUCUAUCAAACAUAGAAAAAACAAAGCUGAAUCUGGAAAGCAAACCGUUGUAUAUAGUUGCGGUAACAAUCAUGAAGAGCGCUGGGUUGUCCCCACAGUAAUUCAUUUUAAACAACAAAUCAGUUGAAAAUUAAAUUCAUGCCUGGGCCAGCUGAAGAGGCCUUCCUUCAUUAUCAAAGAGGCCCUUCAUAGGGGCCCUCUGUCCAUCAGGCAUGUCUCUUCCCAGCAAAAUUCAUCUGUUUGAGGCCAUUUGCGUUUCAAUAAAGUUAUCUCCUGUAUUGUCA
Messenger RNA from Chinchilla lanigera (long-tailed chinchilla), 13358 nucleotides. It is a transcript of the gene Nav1, whose product is annotated as neuron navigator 1. The record is from RefSeq and is a predicted model, not a curated record. Gene Ontology annotation, biological process: neurogenesis; nervous system development; neuron migration. NCBI's taxonomy places the organism in Eukaryota, Metazoa, Chordata, Mammalia, Rodentia, Chinchillidae. Gene Ontology annotation, cellular component: microtubule cytoskeleton; axon initial segment. The transcript has 33 exons. Gene Ontology annotation, molecular function: ATP hydrolysis activity. Bases 271 to 6750 code for a protein of 2159 amino acids.